Molecule: messenger RNA, 1590 nt
Organism: Lachnellula hyalina
Lineage: Eukaryota; Fungi; Ascomycota; Leotiomycetes; Helotiales; Lachnaceae
Product: 1-phosphatidylinositol phosphodiesterase
Exons: 2
Coding region: 1-1590 (529 amino acids)
Biological process (GO): lipid metabolic process
Molecular function (GO): phosphoric diester hydrolase activity
Source: RefSeq, a predicted model, not a curated record
AUGGAAUGUACAAGCAACCCCGAGAACCAGAACACCUGGCGUCAUUUAGCUCACCAAGGUCCAACCAGAGAGCUUUCAAAAAUACGCGAAGCUCCUGAAUGGCAUCAAUUUGCAAAUCUUGAAGUAACCCGACCGACCGGUAGAAUGACCGCUCCCCCUUUGGUCAUCCGCAAUCUUACCUUCAAUUCCUUUGAAUUAAAGCUCCUCGAGCGCUUUGAAGCGGCUCAAUCGUCCCCUAACAAGGGUGGGGGUCUCGUCACUCGCACUCUAAGUGGUCUUAUGAGCAAUAUCACAAGUCCAUCUUCACACCAGCUUGCUGCCAAGUCCGAGAGUUUUAGCAACCAUAAUGUGUCUGUACCAAUUGGCCCCUUCGAAUCCAAACCCACCGAUAUCCAACCGAAUGCCAAGGAUGUCUUACGAUUGACCUUCGAGGUCGAGGGACAGAGAUACAGAAUAGACACCCCGACUCCCUCCCAGCGCUCGACAGUUCUUACACCACUCUCUCCCAACCCGCUGUUCGAAUUCACUGGUGUAUACCUCCCACAAUCCUCCCAUCUCGCGCUUUACUCUUCCGCGAAUCUAGAAUCAUGGAUGAGCAAACAUAUGAACGAAACGCCCCUUUCAGCACUCAGUAUUCCCGGUACACACAACUCACCAACGCAUCAUAAAGCCCUCCCCUCUGUCCGUUGCCAAGCAGUCAGCGUAAAAGACCAGCUCAAUAACGGGGUGCGCUUUCUCGAUAUCAGAGUCCAGCCCGAAAGCCCCGACGACUCCUCCAAAGACGGCCUCAUCCUCGUCCAUAGCGCGUUCCCAGUCUCCCUGACGGGCACCAAGUACUUCCGCGACCUAAUCAAUACUGUGUUCGCCUUUUUAAAUGACAAUCCGACCGAGACAAUCAUCAUAUCUCUUAAGCGCGAAGGAGUUGGGAGGUCUACAGACCAACAACUUAGUAAGAUAUUGAAGGACCACUAUGCCAAUGAUCCAAAUCGUUGGUUUACCGAGAACCGUAUCCCAAUUCUAGGAGAAACUCGAAGCAAAGUUGUUCUCCUGCGGCGGUUUUGCCUUGACGAUUCCCUAAAAGGCGAGAAUGGCGGUGCUGGCUGGGCUAUCGACGGCGAAUCUUGGCCUGACAACUGCGCCGACGGGACUUGCUCAAGUGGUGAGAUCCGCGUGCAAGAUUUUUACGAGGUCGCCGAGAGUAUGAACAUCGAGAAGAAAAUCAACUUCUCCACAGACCAUCUUAAGAAAGCUGCUCAAGGUGUUUGUUCGUUACCAGGUGGUGCGAAUGCUGCUGCUGCGGAGGCGGCCAAGCAGCCGUUCUUUAUCAACUUUUUGAGUGCUUCGAAUUUCUGGAGAGCAAAUUGCUGGCCGGAUAAAAUUGCGGCCAAGGUAAACCCAAGUAUCACUGAUUUCCUAUGUAGGAGGCAUAAUGAGCCUUCUGAGAUAGGGGGCCCGGAUGGGGGGGAAGGUAGGAAGGUAGGAGAUGGAAGUACUGGAAUUGUGGUUUGCGAUUGGGUUGGUAAUAAUGGGGAUUGGGAUUUGGUUAGAUGUAUUGUUGGGAUGAAUUCCAAGUUGGAGUUAAGGGACUGA